UUUGUCGUGACUUCAAUACCGUUCGGUGUCACAUCUAGCGGGCCCUACGAGAGCAGCCCAGAACUAACAGUAUUUGUAUGAAUAAAAGACAACAUUGGCUGUCCGGUUUGUGUGGCAUUUACCAAUACUCAACACAUACCCUCAAUCUUCUCGACCCAUGCAAGGACUGCAGUUUCCAGACGCUCUAUAAACCGGCAGGUGCGGUUGAUUCAUCAGAAACUUGCUCAUCAAGAGCGGUCUUUCCUCCUACAAUCACUGCUUCUCAUGGCAACCAUUGAGCUCCCACCAUGCUUUCUGCCUGUACACGAGCCACAGCCUAAGACUAUGUUCCUCUCUAUCCUUCCCUUGGACUAACACUCUACCCCUACUAAUGCAUUCACUACCAUCUACUGAGCGGGGUUGGCUCACAACUGCCGCGACAGUGGCUUUGCUGCCAUCAACAAGCCACCAGGACCAUGUUUCAAGAGCGCAGGAGGUCACCGAUCGAUGCGAUCCUUUGCUGCGACAUUGUGGCGAGAGGUUGUCUGCGCGCGGAGCGUUCACAGUCAUCUCAAUGCUAUGCAUGGCCAUCUUGGGUGGGCUCAUUGGUUAUCGAGUGCGACAAAUCAGACGCAAGGAUCUGGAACACUUGUGCUUUGCUCAUGUUCUCAUUUGCCUCCUCUACGUACUGUCGAUGUGUUUCGUCUUUGCGGCCGCAGUGGUCAAGUCCGGCCUUGGACUAUCCUCGUUCGGCAUCUGUCGGACAGCCAUCUUCCUGUGCCUCUCAUUCUACGUUUUAAGCAAGAUCUCCAUGUAUCUUUUCCUCGCCGAGAGAGCCCAUGCUAUUCGAGCCCCGUUCAAGCGCCGCCUUCACGACUGGCUCUGGGUCAUUGGAACGGGUGCUGUUAUUACUGGUUUCGGCGGCUUAGGUAUCGCGGCCUUUCUCAAUCCUGUGACGGAAAUGUCCCCGAUCGAUGGUCUGUGCCGCAUCGGUAUACCGCGCUACAUCACGAUACCGUUGGUGGUGUACGAUGUCGGAAUCAACGCGUUCCUCACACUGACCUUUGUGUAUCUCCUGGGCCCAAUGAUACGAGCCGGGACUCUUCCUGACAAGACUUUACCAGCAACACGCUUCGCGGAGUGCUUCAGUGGCAUUUGCGAGCGUUCAAGGAGGAGAACCGGCGUUCUUGUGGCCGACAGAGGCAACCAGCAUGUGGUUAGGAAGUUGGAGAAACUUAUUUGGAAAACCUUCAUUGGAUCAGUGCUGGUGGCGAUACCAACCGUCAGCAAUGUCGCGGUCCUGACUGCAGUCGGAGGGCGAGAGCUGGGCUGGGUGUGUCUUACAAUAUGCACCUUCGACGUGGUGUAGACUGCCGGCGUUGCCCAUUGGUUGUCUUCCGGCGCAAGCGAAGCUGAAAAUAGACAAGCAGACGAACGAUACUCGUCCCCAAGACUGUCUCUGAGGCAGACCACGUCAAUGAGAUCGCAGAAAGCGAAACGAGUAGCCCUCUCUUCCCUGUCGCUCGAUGAGAUUUGGUCUGGAGCGGC
Boeremia exigua is the source of this 1527-nucleotide messenger RNA. RefSeq lists its product as uncharacterized. The transcript has 5 exons. Bases 371 to 1348 code for a protein of 325 amino acids. The record is from RefSeq and is a predicted model, not a curated record. NCBI's taxonomy places the organism in Eukaryota, Fungi, Ascomycota, Dothideomycetes, Pleosporales, Didymellaceae.